Messenger RNA from Gaeumannomyces tritici R3-111a-1, 525 nucleotides. RefSeq lists its product as hypothetical. The record is from RefSeq and is a predicted model, not a curated record. Bases 1 to 525 code for a protein of 174 amino acids. The transcript has 3 exons. Lineage: Eukaryota; Fungi; Ascomycota; Sordariomycetes; Magnaporthales; Magnaporthaceae.
AUGAUGGAUUGGCAGGCUUUGGCAGGCUUCCACCCAUUGGAUCCACUACCAGACCUCCGCAGGCACCGGGGCCGCGGCCGCUCUAGCAGCCCAGCUGCGGUGGCGGAAUGCGCACGAUUUGGUGCAGAUGCGAAAACAUCCUGCCUUGGCGUAUCCAGGUUGUGCUAUUGGAAGAGCAGAAGCGCCAGGAGCACAUUUCUCUUCUCAUCCAGGGAUGAUGCAUAUGGGUUAGAAUACAAGUGGUACCAAAACAUAAGGGGGAGCAGACCCAGUGCACAGGGAUUGUCAGGUCCAGAGCCCCAGUCCUGGCACGUUGACCAAAACAAAAUCCACAACCAACCGUUGGUGGGAUUGCUACUUCGCAUUUGGCAUAUUUUGAUCGCAGGGAGGUCAGGCAAGGGACGAAGCAGGAGGCGAAGAGCAAAGCCCAUCCUCUUGUCUCGCGUGCGCAGCUGGGAGCCCACUUUUAACCCACAGAUUCCCUGGGGUUGGGUGGGGCGGACGUGGAUCUGCCAGAUCAGCUAG